GUAGAUAAAUCGUGUGAUAGAAAAGACAGACACCCAAGGUCAUAACACAUAUGAAGAUUUGAAAACGAUUUAAUAUUUAUCUGACAUCACAAUAUGAUUUUUAAAAUCCAAUUUCAUAAAUGAAAGAGUACAGAGGUGCAUGGAUCUUUAAUUUUGUGAUAGAUUGUUCUUCACUUUUAAUAAAAGUUUCCUGGUCUUCUGAAUAGAAAAGCGCCUAUUAUUAGUAAAUACCACGGGCUUAUUACAACUGAGAAAGAUACAGUAGAUAAAAUAGCUUGUCAAUUUUGUGGCUUAACAGUCGGACAUUUGAGAAUAGCCGAAAUAGUUGAACAGUAUCAGACUUUGAAAACCAAGAAGAAGCAAGCAUCUGCUUCACUUCGUUUGUCAAUCCUUUAUAAUCCUGGAACUAGGAGUCCGCAUGGGUUUGAGUUUAAGAACCACUGUUUUUGUGAUGAAUACAACUUUGUUAACCAUUGAUUUAGGAUUCAUUAGUUCAUCAUAACUUCAACGAAUUUCUCAUAUGAUGCAUUCUUUAUCAUUGGUUAAUCACUGUUUUUGUCCCAUCAGUCUAACUUCAGUAUAAUAGGGUCAAUUACAAGAAUAUGCAGUAACGUAACAAUAUUAUCUCACACUUGUCUCUAAAGUAUAAACCUCCGUCCUCUCUAUUAGUGGGCACUGUCAAGAUAUUCCAUGCUAAGCCAAAACAGCUGCCAAGUGUUCCCUGAUAUGUAAUGACUUUUUGACCAGAGUUUGUUCGCAGUUAAAACUAUUCUUAAGCUAUAUUAGUUCUCACAAAACACCCGAAUAAAUACAUCGAUAAAACUGUAGAGCCUGAUGAUGAAGUUAGUGAAAACAAUUGUUCGCUCAAAUUUUCUUAAUUUUUGAACAUCAGUAACUUUAAUUUAUCUCAUUUUCAUUUACUAUCACAUUAGUACGUAAAUUAGUAUCUGGUUAAUCAGUGAAAAAUGUAAAUAUAUAUGUUAGAUGUUAUACUGUUCAUCUUUUUAUGGUGCAUUUGAAGGCUGUUUGUCAGUUUAAUGAAUUUCUAUUCUUUGAUUUUGCAAGCAUUGAAAUUCGUGAACUUGAAAGCAAACUACGAAGUGCUUAUGUAGCUAAAGAACAACUAGCACAAAUGGCCGAAAAACGUGCUCUUGCUUAUGACUUGAUGACUGAAGAAGCUUUACAAGCUCAUCGUUUAAAUUCACAACUUGGUGAUGAUUUAAUUAGAGCUGAACAAGAAGAAACUCGUAGAAAACAAUCACAAAUUCAACUUCGAAAUGAAUUAGACACACAAAUAAUGGAACAAGUAGAAUUACGAAAAAAGGUUUAUCAAGAAUUUUUACAUGAUAAACAAAUGGUUGAUGAAGUUGUCAAGCGAAUAAAAGAAGAAGAUGAAUAUGAACAGCAAAAACGCCAAAAAAGAAAAGAAUUAAUUCGUCAAGAAAUUAAUCAAUAUCAAAAGGAACGUGAAGAACAUAUAAAAGCUGAAAAAGAAAGUCUUCAAAAAGAAUUGGAAGCAGUUAAUGCAUAUACUGCUAAGAAAGAUAAUGAAGAACAGUUAAUUAAAGCAGCACUUAAAUCAAGACAAGAACAUAUUGAAAAGUUACAAGAUGAACUAGGCAAAAGUCUGUUAGAAAAAGAAAAAGAACGCAGAGAACUCGAAGAAAUACGUCAAACAUUAAUUUUGGAAGAAAAUGACAAAAAGAUUAGAGAAGAACGAGAAAAUCAAUGGAUAACAAAGUUGACUAAUCAACGGAAACUCUAUGAAGAUUAUAAAGAACAACUUUUAUUGAAAGAAAAACAAAAGCAGAUUGAAAAACAAGAAGCUUUACAGAUUCGAAAUUAUAUGUUAGCUAAAUUUAAAGAAGACGAACGUUUAGAACAAGCAGAAUUAGAAAAACGUCAUCUUAAACGAAUGGAAUACGCUAAUGAAGCACAUAAAUUGUUAAUUGAAAAACGUCAACGUAUAAUGCAAGAGUAUGAACAGGCGAAAAAAGAGCUAAAUGCAGAAAAACAACGCAUUUCAGAAGAAAAACGAAUUGUGGAAGAGGAAAGACAACAUUUACUAAGACAACAUGCAAAUAAUUUAUGGAAUCAUUUGCCCAAAGGUAUUUUCCGAUCAAAGGAAGAAUAUGAAUCCCUUAAACAUUUAAAUUGUGAAAAAUAAGUGUAUUUACUUUCUUCAAACUAAGAAAUCCUAUCCCACAUUUAUCAUAAAAUACUCGUGAUCUAUUAUUAGGGUUAUAUUUUAAUUAUGAUGCAUAAAUUUCGAUAUUCAAUAAUAAAUUAUUUAUACACACAAUUUUUCAUGAUAUUGUGUUUCAUCCUAGCUUACAACAAAUUAGAAGUUUAAUAAAAUCUUGAACAUUUCAAUACGAUAUACACUGUCA
This is a messenger RNA of Schistosoma bovis, 2390 nucleotides long. The record is from the annotation of a GenBank genome assembly. NCBI's taxonomy places the organism in Eukaryota, Metazoa, Platyhelminthes, Trematoda, Strigeidida, Schistosomatidae.